Messenger RNA from Tripterygium wilfordii, 2262 nucleotides. Its product is annotated as RNA-binding protein NOB1. Gene Ontology annotation, molecular function: RNA endonuclease activity. Gene Ontology annotation, cellular component: preribosome, small subunit precursor. Lineage: Eukaryota; Viridiplantae; Streptophyta; Magnoliopsida; Celastrales; Celastraceae. The record is from RefSeq and is a predicted model, not a curated record. Gene Ontology annotation, biological process: ribosomal small subunit biogenesis; maturation of SSU-rRNA. The coding region runs from base 59 to 1927 and encodes 622 amino acids. The transcript has 5 exons.
AAGCUCCAUUGUGUCUUCUCUCUGUCUCUCACGCGCAGUAGCAUCCGAAUAGACAGCUAUGGAGGAGAUGGCACCUUCGACUGCAGCUCCUUGUUGGUCCAAGAUAGUGACAAGCGCGCCACCACAAGAGACUCAGAAACCCCAACGUCCGAUAGACCAGGUAUUCGUGGAGAGCUGCAAGUCCUCCAAGGGAAUAGCGGUGGCGAUAGUUGACGCCAACGCAGUUAUCCAGGGAGGCCAAAAUCUUGUCCACUCAGCUGAUAAGUUCGUUACCGUCCCUGAAGUACUCGCCGAAAUCCGGGACCCUGUCUCCCGCCACUUCCUUGAGUUCCUCUCCUUCUCAAUCGACUCCAUGGACCCCAGCCCCGAUGCCCUCCAAAAGGUUAUCAAGUUUGCAAGGGCAACUGGUGACCUGCAAACUCUUUCAGAUGUUGAUCUAAAGCUUAUUGCCCUGACAUACACAUUAGAGGCUGGGAUACAUGGAACCAAACAUCUUAGGGAGGCUCCUCCCCCAGUCCAUGUAGUUAACGUGAAGAGGCUACCUGAGAAGGAGUUGCCUGGAUGGGGUUCCAAUGUUCCUAAUUUGGAAGAAUGGGAAGCUUUGGAAUGCGAAGUUGAGGAUGGAUCUAAACAGGAGUCCAGAAUUCUUCCCUUAAAAGACAUAAACAUGAACAUGUUCCCAGACGACCAGUCUGUGGAUGGUUCAAUGGAAAUUAAAACUGAAGCUUCUUUGGAGGACAAAGAGGAUUUUGAACAUGUAUCAAGGAAACCUGAGAAAUAUCCACCAAAGAAAAGUGAGGUAAACAUUGAAGGGAAGAAGAUGGUGGCAGAUGGAAUUGAUGCAUCUAAGGGACAGUUUGAUGAUGAUGCUGGAGAUUGGAGGCCUGCUGUCAGUCGAAGUACUCAUAGAAGAUACCUUAGAAGAAAGUCCAGACGUGAAUAUUAUGAGGCAUUAUCUGAAAAAGAUGUACAGCAUGAUCUGGAGGAGGACAAAGACGGCAACGCUCAUGCAGAGAAUGACCGGCUGGAUCAGUCAUUACAUCAAGAUUCUGAAGGUGAACAUGGUGGUAAUGUAAUUUCCAGGGAGAGCGCAACGACAGAAGAUAAAAAUAGUGGUGAAAAUCUAUCUUCCAUUCUAAAACAGAUGAGACUGGAGGAAGAUCCGAUAGUGGAAAGUCCUUUAGAAAUGCAUGCAACUAAUGAUUCUACAAUCUCAAAAGCUACUGAUAAUAAUGCUGAAGUAACCUUUGAAGGAGAAGACAUUGAUAUGGUCCGUGAACGAUUGGAUCAUUUGGAGAUUUCAAGCCAGGUCCAUGAAAGUGUUGAUGCAUCAUAUGCUGAUGAUGUUAGUAGUGAGCAGAGCUGGAUGUUGAGACCCUUAUCCGAGUCCAGUGUAGCUUGCAUUACUGGUGACUUUGCCAUGCAAAAUGUUCUUCUGCAAAUGGGCUUACGUCUGCUGGCACCUGGAGGAAUGCAGAUACGUGAGCUGCACAGGUGGAUACUGAAAUGCCAUGCCUGCUAUACUGUAACUGCUGAAAUUGGGCGAAUUUUUUGCCCCAAGUGUGGAAAUGGUGGCACUUUGCGCAAGGUAGCUGUUACAGUUGGUGAGAAUGGAGUGGUGUUAGCGGAUCGUAGGCCAAGGAUUAAGCUUCGUGGUACAAAAUUUUCAUUACCUUUACCCAAAGGUGGAAGAGAUGCCAUCUCUAAGAACGUUGUCUUACGGGAAGAUCAACUCCCACAACGGUUCCUUAAUCCUUCGAAGAAAGCCAAUAAGAAGGGAGAUGAUUUCUUCAUUCCAGACGCCAUCUUCACCCACCAUACUGAUAAGAAAGCUCCUCACCGGCCUCCAGUUAGACAGGCACUAGCAGUUUUCAGUGGAAAGAGGAAUCCCAAUGACAAUCAUUACUCCCGUUCUAAGCGCAAAUAAUAUGGUUUUACUCAAGUUUUGUUUUGGUAUGAAUUUUUCAUCCGAAUGCAUAAAGUUCAAUACUUUUUGGAGUUCAGCUGUUUUAGGUGCGUUACUACCACUGUGAAAUCAACACUGAUGGAUUUAAUUUUAUUUUACCAUCCAUCUGUAGUGUGCCAGUAUGAUGGCUUUGAACAAAGGUAGUUUGCUUUGGGGCAUAAUCACUUGGAAUUUUUCGAUCUUUUUGCGAAUGUUCACUGUUGCAGUACCCUGCUUGGAGGUGUACUCCACCGUCAUUGAAUUCCUGAGAAUAGAAUGUAUCAGACUGAUUAAGUGAUUCCAGGCAUUUCAGUUCA